AUGCCGACGCCCAAAAUUCAAGCUAACCUGGAUAUCACUGCAGCUGCCCUGGGCUCCACCAUCGCAGCCCAGGCCUUCACUACUGCAGUCCAGGCCUCCACCAUUGCUACCACCAGAGUUAACCUGGAUACCUCCACAGUUGGCCUGGAAACCACCAGAGCUAACCUGGACCACACCACAACUAACCUGGAUACCACUUCAGUUAAUCCGGAUACCACCAGAGCUAACCUGGUCACCACCAUUGCUAACCUGGAUACCAUUACAGUUAACCUGGAUACCACUACAGCUAACCUGGUUGCUGCCGCAGCUGCCCGGGCCUCCACCGCAGCUGCCCGGGCCUCCACCGCAGCUGCCCGGGCCUCCACCGCAGCUGCCCGGGCCUCCACAGCAGCUGCCCGGGCCUCCACCGCAGCUGCCCGGGCCUCCACCGCAGCUGCCCGGGCCUCCACCGCAGCUGCCCGGAGCUUCACCGCGGCUGACCGGGCCUUUGUCACCAGCUCUAACCUGGAUAUCACUGCAGCUGCCCUGGGCUCCACCAUCGCAGCCCAGGCCUUCACUACUGCAGUCCAGGCCUCCACCAUUGCUACCACCAGAGUUAACCUGGAUACCUCCACAGUUGGCCUGGAAACCACCAGAGCUAACCUGGACCACACCACAACUAACCUGGAUACCACUUCAGUUAAUCCGGAUACCACCAGAGCUAACCUGGUCACCACCAUUGCUAACCUGGAUACCAUUACAGUUAACCUGGAUACCACUACAGCUAACCUGGUUGCUGCCGCAGCUGCCCGGGCCUCCACCGCAGCUGCCCGGGCCUCCACCGCAGCUGCCCGGGCCUCCACCGCAGCUGCCCGGGCCUCCACAGCAGCUGCCCGGGCCUCCACCGCAGCUGCCCGGGCCUCCACCGCAGCUGCCCGGGCCUCCACCGCAGCUGCCCGGAGCUUCACCGCGGCUGACCGGGCCUUUGUCACCAGCUGUAAGUCUGCAAGAAGAGACAAUAAUAAAUGA
Molecule: messenger RNA, 1008 nt
Organism: Knipowitschia caucasica
Lineage: Eukaryota; Metazoa; Chordata; Actinopteri; Gobiiformes; Gobiidae
Source: the annotation of a GenBank genome assembly